ACAAUCCUCAUCCGGACCUCAAAUCCCACUCUCCAUUCCAAUUAACUAAACCAUUUGGGGAACGUUAUCCGGACUGGGACAUUCCUCUUCCCCACUCUCAUCAAGUGCGCGUGAUCCACUCAUCUCAAAUCGUAUGCUCCACGAUUCCCCGUCCCCUGCACUCUCCUACACGCCGCGUGUUACGUCAGCUGACAAUUGAAAUCUAAGCUAGAGAGAUAUAGAUAUAAAGUAAACCGGGAUAUCACCGUGGGAGCGUCACAGCCCCUCUGAUGGCGUGGCACGUGUCCCAGCGCACCCGCUCGAGAACUUUCUUUCCAAACGGGGCAAUCAGAAACCGCCUGUAACGGUCAGAUCCACGACUCUCGUGGGCGCCACGUGUCCUUUGUAAAAUAUCUUUUCCCCUUUGAGGUAGUUUUAGCAUAAUCUUCGAAAUAAGGUGUCGUGGCGGUUGAGUUUUGGAGCACAUUUUUGGUUUAGAGAGAGAAAAUAGAAAGAGAGAGAGUUGAGAGAUACUCAGAAAAGAGGUGCACGAGAAUAUGUCCGAGGUUCAGCGCAGUGACGACGUUGUGUCGGUGGAGCUCCCUGCUCCUGCUUCCUGGAAGAAAUUGUACUUACCGAAAAGGGCUGGUACUCCCAGGAAAAAUGAGAUUGUAUUUAUUGCACCCACUGGGGAAGAGAUCAGCAAUCGCAGGCAACUGGAGCAGUACCUGAAAUCCCAUGAGGGAAAUCCUGCAAUAUCAGAAUUCGAUUGGGGUACGGGUGAGACACCAAGAAGGUCUGCUAGGAUCAGUGAGAAGGUCAAGUUGACUCCUCCAUCUAAGGAGAUUGAGCCACAAACAAAACGGCGCAAAAGAUCAUCAAUAACUAAGAAAGACAAAGAGGCGGAUGCAGGAAAAGAAGCCGGGAAAGAAGAAGCUGUGGGAAUGGAAGUUGAUGAAAAGCAAGAUGCUGGAACUGAAGAGAAGACCGAUGAAGAAAAAGAAACCAAAGUCGGUAGUGAAGACAAACUGCAGGAGGAAACGGCUAAGGUGAGUGAACAAGAUGCCAAAGUUGAAGUGAAUGGUCAGCAGCAAGAGGUUUUGGUGACUGAUGCUGAUGUGCAGAGUGAGGCCAAGGACGACAAACCUGAGACAAAUGAGGAGGGUGACAAGACUGAAAAAUUUAAUAGCACUGAAUAUGCUUCACACGCUGGAGAAAAAGUUGAAGAUGACAAAAAGGUAUCUGAGAAUGUGGAGGAACCAGUAUCUGAGGCUGCUCCACACUCUUCUACCGAACUUACCAAGCCUGAUGAAGCUGAUUAUCAUGAUCAGGGAGCUGAAACGGUGGUUGUGAAUGGGGUGGCGCCUGUAUCUACUCAUGAAAUAAAUGGAAUCCAGGACGACAGUAGUAAAACGAGCAUGCAGGUGCAGGAACCAGAACAGGAACAAGGAAAGAAUUUGAAGGCGGAGUCCAUGGAUAAUGGCAAGGUGAACCAAUCGCCACAUCAUCCCUCUCCAACUCCCAUUAGUUGCUGAAUGUUGUUAAUGUAGAUCAUCUAAGCGUCUUGUACCGUUUUCUGAUUUUGAAGAUACUCCAAACUUGGAUGACUGUAAUCUUAAUGUAACUAGGAGCUGUUAGAAUUGUUCUUAGAUAGGGACUUGGUUAUGUUUUACAUUCGACAUUCGUAGCUUUUGUAUUCCGGUGUUGUGGAUAUCAUGUUAUAUUAUAUGCCAUGCCGGGCCAGGUCGACUUAUCCGGUGUGCUUAGCUAUUA
This is a messenger RNA of Salvia miltiorrhiza (redroot sage), 1752 nucleotides long. RefSeq names its product methyl-CpG-binding domain-containing protein 11-like. The record is from RefSeq and is a predicted model, not a curated record. Gene Ontology annotation, molecular function: DNA binding. The transcript has 3 exons. Bases 537 to 1514 code for a protein of 325 amino acids. Lineage: Eukaryota; Viridiplantae; Streptophyta; Magnoliopsida; Lamiales; Lamiaceae.